GCAAAGCAGCCUACCAGCAAGAAAGCCAAGAAGGAAGCAGAGGAAGAUCAGCAGGAGGAAGCUGACGACAGCAACACAGUGCCUGCCAAGCCUGCUGUGGCUCGUCCCAAGCGCAAGCCACCAGCCGCAAAGCAGACAAAGGAGCAGAAGCCAAGUAAGGGAUCCAAGGGUUCAAAAGCUGACAAGAGUGAGGAAAGCCCCAAAGGGGAGGAAGAGAUCCACACCGAGAAAGAACCGUCGAAGACGGAUGAUAGUCAGGAAGCUGCUGAGAUUAGCAAAGAGACCAAGCAGGAAAAGAACACCAAGAAGGGUAAGGCCAAAAAGGCUGAGAAAGCAAAGGAUGACCAAGAAGAGGAGAAGAAGGAGCCAAAGAAGAGCGGGGCUCUUGGACGUGUGGGGAUGAGGGAUGUGUAUUGGAAGCACAUCGCGGAGUCCAAAAAAAGGUUGACGGAUGAAAAUCCCACCAAGAGCAAGUAUGAGAUCUUGGGUAUGGCCCGGGCCGAGUGGCAGACCCACCCGGAGCGUGUGAACAACAUGAAGAAUUUGCCACCUUCGGAGCUGUCCCGCCGACGUUUGGUUCCGUCCAAGCGACAGCGCAAGGUGCCCAAAGAUGAAGAAAUUGCCGAGGACGCCGAGGGUCCUGCCGACGAAGGACAUAUCGCUUCUGAUGCUCUCAAUGACUUCCCCCCCCAGAAAGUGGAUGAUGACGUCACUGAUGGUGAACCUGCUGAGUCUGAGUGA
Cladocopium goreaui is the source of this 741-nucleotide messenger RNA. The record is from the annotation of a GenBank genome assembly. Lineage: Eukaryota; Dinophyceae; Suessiales; Symbiodiniaceae.